Diabrotica balteata is the source of this 507-nucleotide messenger RNA. NCBI's taxonomy places the organism in Eukaryota, Metazoa, Arthropoda, Insecta, Coleoptera, Chrysomelidae. The record is from the annotation of a GenBank genome assembly.
AUGAAUAAUAAUUUACAUAAUCUGCCAAAUGAACUUGGUACCGUGUCAAAUUUAAAAGCUCUGCAAGUUUCUGAUAAUCCUUUGAUAUAUCCAAAGAGGCCUAUUACAGUAUCUGGUACAAAGACCAUAAAAAACUUUCUAAAAACACAAUAUGAAAACGAACAAGCCAAAAAGCAAAUAGAAGAAGAUGAUACAGAUGAUACAGAUAAAAAUAUAAGAUCAGACAGUUCCAUAACUAAUGAAGAAGAAUUCAAGAGAAACGAACAACUGAUAAAGGUAACAGAAAUGGAGAGUUAUAAUUACACAGGUACAUUCGUUAAACCAAGUCAAGGAUCUAACAGACCAUCUAGCCAAAAUUCAACAGUUAGGAUAAUCAGAAAAAAAAUAUCAGAUGACCAAGCUUUUAAUCCAGAUCUAAAAAUAAAACAGUUGCUCUCACCGGAAUUAGUGAAAUGUAAGAGGGAUACAGAUAAAACAAAAAUAAUACAUAACAUAAAAGAUUACUAG